UUAAAAUGCCGCGGUGGCGGUGACGCUAAUAUCAAGCUACUGACAUCUGGGCCGUCCCCCCCCCCCUUUUGACUGCUAAAAAAGCAGAGCCAUUUAUUUCUUCAAAAGUCCAAACCAAAAUGCUUUUAUUCGCACCUACCAAGCUCGGAGCUCCCCCGCAGGACGACGAUCCGCGUCCUUUUCCUGAAAAGGGAAGACCUGACGCGCAAUCUUAAAGCGUGCCUCUGCCAAAAACAGUAAAUGCUAUGCCCCCGACGGUAAUUCGCCAGUUCACCUGAAUUACUGAAAUCUCCUCCGACUAGCGCUUAGCACUGAUCAGGAAGGGUAAAAUGGUCAAAUGCUUCAAGUAAAAAAAAAAAGUUACUCUUUGCUAGAUUAACCAAUCUGACAACAGAGAAAGGUGUCGCUGGUGCUGGAACCUGAGAAUGUCUACGUGGAUUACAACGCUGUCCCUUCCUUCUGAAGCAAAUAACACUAAUAUGGCCACCACAGAAGGAUAAUACCGUCAUUUAACCAACUGAGUAGGUAAAAGGAACUUAGUUAAUCAAACUAAAUGAAUAGAGAAAUAAAUAAAAACGUCCUUCCUUCUAUCUCAGUCUCUUCUCCCACCCUGCGCUCACUGGAAAGCCACUCGGGCCCUUUUCCCGGAAAAUGCCGCCAGCGCCGGGGAAUGACGUCCGGCGUCGCUCCGUUUUUACGUUGCUCGUUAUCAUCGUCUCGCUUCAUCCCGUGGUCGGCUUCAACGUGACCACAUUCCUAUCGUCCAUCCCGGAGCUCUCCUCCUUCAACCACCUCCUCUCCGCCACCGGAGUUGCCGACGACCUGGCACAGCGAUCGUCCCUCACGAUCCUCGCCGUGCCGAACCACAUAUUCGACCCCUUCCUUGCUUCCUCUCCUCUCGGCAGCCUACCUUCCUCCCAAAUCUCCGACGUCCUCCGUUACCACAUCCUCCUUCAGUAUCUCGACUGGCCCGCACUCCGCCAGAUCCCGGCCGCCGGGAAGCUUGUCACCACGCUUUUCCAGACGACCGGCCGCGCCGUCGCGAACCUCGGGGCCGUGAACCUCACCCGCGAUCCGCUCACCGGCAACGUCGCCCUUCGCCCGCCUGGGCCAUCCGGGCCCUCGAACGCCACCGUCGUCUCGCUCGUCCGCGCCCUCCCGUACGUCGCAGCGGUCUUUACCGUCGACGGCCUGCUCGUUCCGGCGGGAUUCGACCCGUCGGCAUCGGUGAGUGGCCCGCCGGUGCCGAUCAACAUCACGAGAGUGCUGAUCGACGCGAAGGACUUCAACGUCGUCGGGUCGAUGCUGGCGGCUUCCGGGGUGACGGCCGAGAUCGAGUCCGACGAGCGGGGCGCGGGGAUCACGGCCUUCCUCCCGACGGACGAAGCCUUCGCCUCUCUGUCCGGCCGGCGGAUCCAGAGCCUAUCGGCCGACCAGAAGGCCGUCGUCCUCAAGUACCACGCGCUCCACUCGUAUUACCCCCUCGGCUCCCUGCAGUCGAUCGUGAACCCCGUGCAGCCGACUCUGGCGACGGAGGAGCAGGGCGCCGGCAGCUUCACGCUCAACAUCGCGAGGGCGAACGGCUCUCUCUCCAUCAACACGGGGAUCGCAGCCGCAUCGAUCACUCAGACGGUCUUCGACCAGAACCCCGUCGCAAUCUUCGGCAUCUCUGCGGUGCUGCUGCCAAGGGAGAUCUUCGGCCCCGAGAGAAUCGACCAGACAGGGGGGGACGGUCCCCAGCCUGAGAGCUCGCCGGCCCCUGAACUCUCCGCCGAUUCGCCGGAUUCCGGGAUUCCUCCGUCGAGUGCGGCGCCUCCGCCGGGGAGCGGCGUGAGCGGGGGGAGCGGUAGCGGUGGCGGUGGAGAAGGAAGGGGUCUCCGGCUUGCGGGGAUUUUGGGGGUUUUAGGUUUUUGUUGGGUCGGCAUGUAAAGAAAUGUCUUUUCUCUUUUCUUUUUGCCCUGUCUUUAUUUUCCUUCCUUUGUUUAUAAUUUCUGAUACGUGCUGCAGAAACAGCAAAGUUUUUAGGACUGUUGUCGAGCGGAAAGAUUGUUGUGUCAGAAAAUUUUAGAAGAAAAAGUGGGAAUUUUUCUCACAUGCAAACA
This is a messenger RNA of Nymphaea colorata (pocket water lily), 2102 nucleotides long. Its product is annotated as fasciclin-like arabinogalactan protein 4. The transcript has a single exon. Gene Ontology annotation, biological process: mucilage biosynthetic process involved in seed coat development; abscisic acid-activated signaling pathway; multidimensional cell growth. The coding region runs from base 652 to 1929 and encodes 425 amino acids. Gene Ontology annotation, cellular component: plasma membrane. Lineage: Eukaryota; Viridiplantae; Streptophyta; Magnoliopsida; Nymphaeales; Nymphaeaceae. The record is from RefSeq and is a predicted model, not a curated record.